AUGCCAGUCACUAAAGCUCCAUCGAGAACAAUUUCAAAGGACUCGGAUAGACUUAGCUUGAAGUCGCAUAGAACUAACAGUUCUAGAACCGACGCGUCAUCAUCCAGAAGCCACGGAUCAUCGUCGAAACUGAGGCAAAAGUUAAUCACCUCCUCAAUGCUAAAGCACGAUGAAGGAUCAAAGCACUCAAACAAGGGACAAGGAUCAAUUAACUACACCAACAAAGUGGAUAACAGGACAACAAGACACGGUAAGGAGGCCAAGGGCUCACUCGACCCUUCAAACAAAAGUCUGAAGCAAACGACACUAACAAAGGGAAGCUCAGUCGAAUCAAACAAAAGACCGCUUAACAAGUCAAUAACGUCAUCAAUCGAAUACGAAGAGUCAGAUUACGAGUCGGAAACACCAAAGCACAGGAGUAAGAUUGCGAAACUUAACUCGACCAACUCAUCGUCAAAGUCAACGCCCACAAAGCUAUCUGGCAAAAAGGCAAGUACGGACGACAAAGAGAAGAUGAAAACCGUGUCAUCUGUUUCCAAAGGCGAUAGCGCACAGAACAAGGACGGCUUACUGCUAAACCACGACGACGACAUAGAAGUAAGCUACAAAAGUGCCAAAAUCGCAGAGUCACACGAAGCGCCGAAAACACCGAACCUGAACCACACGCUAGUCAACAGCUCAAACGUCGACAACCUGUACUCGAUGGCGAACGAGGACGAAAACGACGACUUUAGAUUCAAAAGGUCGAAAAGGUCGCACUACAAGCUGCAGGACAGCAUCCUGGCGCUGAUUGCGAAGUACCAGGCGGACCUGGAGCACCUGGACCAGAAGAUCGAGGCGCUGGAGGCACAGUUCUUCAAGAACCCGCCGGAAACGACGGGCCUGAUCAAGGGCUGGGAAGGAAACGUGCUGAACAACGCGUACACGAACAUCUCCACGGGACUGAAGUCGAGGCGCGCGCUCAACGCCAAGUUCAAGGCGAACUUCACGCAGACGCAAAACCUGAUAACUGAGCACAUCUUCUCGCUCACAAGCUCAACGUCGAAAUCAAACUGCAGAUGCAAAGAAGACAAAAAAACACUCGUCGAUAAGCUGAGAUCUGCAAGUGAUGACCACCCACUCUCGUACCUGGAGUUCAGAGAAUCGGAAUAUAAGGUCUCUAAGGAGCGAAAGGAGGCGAUCAAGGACAUAGCGGCCUCGAUACGCGACAAGUGCAGAGCCGAGAUCGACGAGUACGUUAACUGCUGCACAGAGAAGAACUUCAUCAUCUUCAACUGCAAGAAUCAGUCUAAGGAUCUCCAUAAAUGUAUUAGGAUUUACCAAAGGGACGCUACAUCCCCUGAGGCCAUCAGGAAGGUCAUGGAGCAGCGUUACAGGAAGGGCGACAGCUCCGCCGUUCCUUCCUACCUCAAGCGGAACUCCGCCGAGAAGCACGUUGAUAAUGGCACGGUCCAAGUGUAG
Molecule: messenger RNA, 1461 nt
Organism: Theileria orientalis strain Shintoku
Lineage: Eukaryota; Apicomplexa; Aconoidasida; Piroplasmida; Theileriidae
Exons: 9
Coding region: 1-1461 (486 amino acids)
Cellular component (GO): histone acetyltransferase complex
Source: RefSeq, a predicted model, not a curated record